AUGGAGGUGGAAGAGGAGGAAAGACGCUCUCCACACAAUCGUGGGGAUCCGUGUGUUCCCGAGAGCUUCUUUGAUCGCGUAACGCAAGGGCUACGCGGCGAUCUCGAACAUGAGCGGGACAGGCGUCUCCAACUGGCGGACACUGUCCCGAGGCAUCGAGCCGAGUUUGCCUUUGCUCAGCUUGAGAACGAGAGAGCUCUGAAGUCUCUGCGUGACGAGCUAAGGGUAGCUCGUGGGGAUGUUGGUCGGUCUCGGGCUGAGAUAACUGCUCUUCAGACCCUUGUCGAUGCCCACCAUCGGGAGCACAAGGCUCUCUGCGAGAUGCUUGAGCGCAAGGGCGUUCUCAAUCGGAAGAAGCGGCGUACUGAUGGUACGGCUUAA
This is a messenger RNA of Peronospora matthiolae, 381 nucleotides long. The record is from the annotation of a GenBank genome assembly. NCBI's taxonomy places the organism in Eukaryota, Oomycota, Peronosporomycetes, Peronosporales, Peronosporaceae.